AUGAAAGAAGAGGUAAAAAUCAAAGAGGAAAUAACAGAUUUAGAAGUAGAGGUGGCAAUGACGAUAGAAGAAGACACCAAAAUAGAAACAGAAGAGAUAAUUAGAGGGACUCGAACAACUGGAAUGACAACAAGUUCGAUAGAAGACAAAGAAAAGGAUCAUUCAACAAUAAAGAAGAAGAAGAAAGAACAACUGGCAAGUUUGUAGUUAUUGAAAAUUUGCACUAUUCAGUAACUGAAGAAGAAUUAUAAGAACAUGUUAGUAAAUAUGGUGAAGUAAUUUAAUGCAAAAUCUUUUGGGAUGAAAAUGGAAGAAGCAAAGAAAAGGCAAUUGUUUAAUUUGAAAACGAAGAAGAUGCUAAAGAAGCUAUUGAAGAUUUAGAAGGUUCUUCUAUUGAAGAGUAAACUUUAAGUGCUCAUUAUGCAUCAAACGACGAUGUUCAUUAUAUCAAAAAAACUAAAAAAAUUUAGAAGCAAAGCAAAGCUUUCAACAGAAGAAGAUGAUGAUUUGAAACAUAAAAAACUAUCUAAAAUAAAAUUGAUUGAGUAUAAAAAAUAUUAAUUGUUUAUAUUUACUUCAUUUUAUUAAUGUUUAAAAAAACCAUUUUUGUUUUUAAAUUAGUAAACUAAUUAAUUUACUUAUCAAUUCAAUUAACAAUUCCUUUAAUAUUUUAAUCAAAUAUCUAAUUCCAAAGCUUUAUAUUAGAGUUGA
Tetrahymena thermophila SB210 is the source of this 711-nucleotide messenger RNA. RefSeq lists its product as hypothetical. The record is from RefSeq and is a predicted model, not a curated record. The transcript has 7 exons. NCBI's taxonomy places the organism in Eukaryota, Ciliophora, Oligohymenophorea, Hymenostomatida, Tetrahymenidae.